Molecule: messenger RNA, 4440 nt
Organism: Fulmarus glacialis (Northern fulmar)
Lineage: Eukaryota; Metazoa; Chordata; Aves; Procellariiformes; Procellariidae
Product: ninein-like
Exons: 15
Biological process (GO): centrosome-templated microtubule nucleation; microtubule anchoring at centrosome; centrosome localization
Cellular component (GO): pericentriolar material; ciliary transition fiber; mitotic spindle pole
Source: RefSeq, a predicted model, not a curated record
GUGAGCCAUUACGAAAAGCAGCUAGAUGAGACAAAAAUCCACAGUGAAAAGGAGCAAGAGGAUAUGAGGAAGAAGUAUACUGAAGAGAUACAUGUCAUGGAAAAGCAAAUAACUGGCCUUAAAAAGCAAAUUGCAGAGCUGCAAGGAGAGGCAGCACUGCUCAGAGAACAGCAAGAACAGCUUGACUGUAAACAUAAGGAUGAGAAAAACAAAUUAAAAACGAGUUUCGAUGAGGAAAAAGCCAAUUUGCAGGAACUAUUGAGGCAGGAGCACGAAGAAGAUGUUAGAGCCAGGCUGGAGCAGGUAAACGAGAAGUUUAGUCAAGAACGGGAAGAACUGAUUCAAAACGGUGUCUGGGUGGAAGAAAAGAUGAGAGUUUUAGUGCAGACACUGCAGGAAGAGAAGGGAGAGCUGGAACGUGGCUUUCAUGAGCAGCUAAAAAGGAUGGCAGAGGUGCAUGCCCUGGAGAAGGAAGAGCUCCAACAAGAGCUGCUGAGGAAGCACGAGCAGGACCUGGAGGAGGAAAGGAAAAAAAUGGAAAGUGACUAUAACAGAAGAGCAUCUCAUGCAGAAACUCAGUUUUCUGUCGACACACAAACACUUGUGAAUAAAUACGAAGAAAUGAUCCGAAAACUGGAAGGACGUUACCAGCGAGAGUUACAUGAACUUGCCGAACAGCAAAGGGAGGAGAAAUCUCAGUGGGAGUUUGAAAAGGAUGAAAUUGCUCAGGAGGUUGCUGAAGCUCAUGAGCAACUGAAGGAAAAUCUGGCAAAGGAAAAGGCUGUUUCUUCUGCCCUGACCCAGGAGAAAGAUCUUCUGGAGAAAAACUUCAAGGAAGAAGUGAACAAGCUUGUGUGCGAGAGAGAGCAGCUUGAGAACGAGCUGCGAGACCUGAGGAAUGCUGCUGAGAAGCAAGAGAAAAAGCUGAAUGAUAAAAUAACAGAACUCCAAAAUGAUCACAAAAAAGAGCUAAAGAACAAAGAAGAGCAUAUAUCCGUGGUGGAGGAAGAUGGGAAGCUGGUUAGGCAAAAGCUGGAGAGGCUUGACAGUGAAUAUAAGCAGGAGAAAGAAGAACUCAAUUCCAAACUUCUUGCUUUGGAGAGUUUAAACAAAGACAUCUGUGUAAGAGCAGAAACAGAGAAGGCCGAGAUGAGUUUGGAAAUCUCAAACCUUCAAGGGAAAAUACAGAAAUUGCAGUGGGAGACCCAUAGUUUUUCCGCACUACAAAAUCAUUAUAGGGUCCUGGAAAAUGAGUAUGCAAAAGCAAAGAGCAAAAUCGCUUCUUUCUCUGGCAUGGCGCCUCUGGGAGGUGAUGCAGAUGUCCUCUUAAAUCUGCAGAAAGUGCAUGAGCAAGCUGUGAAGGAAAAUGUCAGAAUGGCUGCCGAGAUCCUCAGGCUGCAGCACAGGUUGCAAGCUGCGGAGCGGGAGCCUGUGCAACCUCCCAGUCCUGGCUGCUCUGGCUCAGAAGGAUCUCAGCUGCCAGAUGAAACAGUUCCCAUUUUUGAAGGGUUGCCCAGCGAUUGUAAAGAUGCAGACAAGGGAACAGAUUCGCAUGUCCUUCUGCUUUUGGAGGCUGAUACUACAGAGCUGGAAGACAUGACCGAGAGUGAUUCAGAUUUGGAGAAAGCAUGUGCUAAAGCCAGAGCCGAUGGCCAUGCACUCAAGGUGCAGGUGUGUCAGAUGCAAGGAAGUAAAGCAGCGCUGGAAGCUGAUGGCCAUCAGGAUUGUGACAAGAAUCAAGAGCUGCUUUCUUGGGUGCCUCUGCUGCAAAAAAAGAGAGAUCUCAAGAAAACUCUUGAGAGGGUUCCCAGACCAAAAAUGCUACACAACAAUGUUAAACAGCAGAAGGUUCAUCUGUUAAAUCACAGAAUAGCUCCCAAAAAGAAAGGGUUUGUUUCUGAUGCUUUGAAGCUGCAGGUUGAGCUUGAGAAGGCUGAAGAACUGAGUGAAGCCUCUCUCCAGCUUGAUCAUGCUCCUGGGUCAACAAAUGGUGACCUGAAAAGGGUAAUAGCUCAGCUUUGGAAAAGGGUCGAAGAGUUAGAAGACAGAUCAAUGGCACAGGCUAAACUUCUGUCACUACAAGAAGAAAUUCAGGUAGAAAAUGAGGAUCUGAAAUCUGAAAUGAUAAAGUUAGUUGAAAAAAAUAAAGUGCUAGAAGACAACCUGCGUAAGCUGAGAAGCCUUCAUUGCAAACUAGAAGAAAGUAAACUGGAAAGUAUUACGCUCAGAGAGGAAAACACACAGCUCCUCCAAAAAGUUAAAGAAUUGGAAGAUGUCCAAGAACAAGAUGCACAAGGAAACGCAGAUGCACACAGUGCCAAAUUAAGACUGCGAUGCCAGCUUGGGAAGCUGGAAGAACAUGCCGCCGUAUUUACAGGUCAACAAGACAAGCAUGCCCAAAGCAUGGUGAAAGAAAUGUCAGCAGAAAAGAGGGAGCUGCAAGAGCCCAACAGAAAGCUGAAGGAAAAAGCUGCUGAUCUGGUUCACCCAAAUAACAUGCAUUUCCAUGAAGAGGAGAGGAAUACAGUGACGCACGGCUUACAAAGCAUGUGCGCUGAACUGCAGCAAAAAGUUGAUCUUCUGAGAUGUGAAGCCGAGAAGCUCAGAGAAGAAAAUGCUAUUCUGAAAAAUGAAGUGACUUUAUUAAAUGAGGAAGGCAGUGCUUCCAGCCUGAAACUGAGGGAGCUAAAUGGAUCCCGAGAAGAAAUGUGGCAAAAGAUAGAGGCUGUGAGAAAGGAGAAAAUAGCUGUACAGAAGAUGGUUGACAACCUGAAGAAGCAGGUAGUAGAUCUGAAAACCAGAAACCAGCAGCUGGACUCUGAAAAUACAGAACUUAGCCAAAGGAACUCCAAAAAUCAAGCAGACGUGCAGGAUCUCAAUCAACAGCUGGCAAGGGUGCUCAAGCAAAAGGAAAGGGAAGCGGGAAAAUGUACCCUGGAAGAAUGGGAAAAGGAGAGACUGGCACUGAAAGAGGAAUUGGAAAACUCCAAAGUAAAGUCAUCCAAUAUGGUGUCGUCCUUGGAGAUGGAGCUGUCAAAAAUGAAGAUUCAAGCUCAUAUAUUGGAGCAGGAGAACCACAUCCUCAAGCAGGAACUCGAGAAGACAAAACAGCUGCCCAGAUGUCCUGAUCUCUCUGACCUUCAAAAUGAAGUUUCGAGCUUAAUUACUAAGAAUGAAAAGCUGCAGAAAGAAAAAGAAGCCCUGAGUGAGGAAUUAAACAGAUGUAUUGAUAAGGUAGCUAAAGUAAGCUGCUUAGAGAAUGCAAUUGGCAGCUUGAAGCAGGAACAGAAGUCCUGGGAACAGCAGAGUCAAACACUGAAAACGCAGCUCACCGUUUCACAAGAAAAGGUUCAGACUCUAGAUGAAACGCUGCAAAAUACCAACCUUCAAAUGUCCCGACUAAAAUCGGACUUACGGGUGACGCAACAGGAGAAGGAAACUCUUAAACAAGAAGUGAUGUCUCUACACAAGCAACUGCAGAAUGCCAAUGAAAAGAAUCGGGUUCUAGAACUGGCUGUGCCUUCCUCAGGGCUGCAGGACCAACAGAGGCAACUACACUGGGAUGAACUGGACCAGCUGACGAAACAGGAGCAGCAGCUGCUCAGGCAGGAGAAUGAGAGGCUGCAGAGAGAAGUCCAGAGCACUAAAACAGAGCUGACUCACUCCAGGGAGAAGAUCAGACAGCUGGAAUCUACUAUCCUUUCCCUAAAGCACCAAAAGCAUCAAAGCCAGUCAGGUAUCGUCAAAGCCAUAGAGCAAGAGAAAUUAAGCUUGAAGAGAGAGUGUGAACAGCUUCAGAAGGAGUUGUCAUCUGCAAACAGGAAGAUCAGUCAGAUGAAUUCUCUUGAACGUGAACUGGAAACCAGCUCAGAAAAUGAAGGGCUAAGAAAAAAGCAAGUCAAACUGGAUGAUCAGUUAAUGGAGAUGCUCCACUCAAGCGCCAGUGUGAUGCUUAGCCAACCACCGCACUCCCGGGAGCUCCAGCAGCAAGGCUGUGCUAUGGUGCCCAAGGAACAGUUCCUGCAGCUCCAACACCAGCUACUACAAGCAGAGAGGAGGAGUCAACGUCUUCAGGAAGAACUUGAAAGUAGACCCUCUGAAACAAACAUGCAACAGGGGGGUCAUGAGCAGCUGCUAAAAAUGAUGGAAGAACGUAUGAUGGACGUUGAACAGAAACUAAGGCUUGUGAAGAGGCUUCUCCAAGAUAAAGUAAAUCAGCUGAAAGAACAACUUUCCAAGAACACUAAAGCAGAUGCAAUGGUCAAGGAUCUCUAUGUUGAGAAUGCACAACUGCUGAAGGCUUUGGAGAUGACAGAACAGCGGCAGAAAACUGCUGAAAGGAAAAACUAUUUACUAGAAGAAAAAAUUGCCAAUCUCAAUAGAAUAGUAAAGAACCUGGCAUCCCCAUCAUUUAAUUCAGCAUCCGAGAUAAGGUUAUAG